UGCAUUGAUGAUAUGGUUCAAUCAAGCAAUUUCAGAUAAAAGAGUAAUUACAGGUGAUAUAAUUCUCACUAAAGCUAAAAGAUUUGCCAAAUUACUAGAUAUCAAUGAUUUUAAAGAAGAUGUUUAUAAUUGUGAUGAAACUGGAACUGAAAAACUUCCUCUUUUAUUUAUUCAUAAGUAUCAAACACCAAGAGACAUGCUUGGAGUUGACAAGUCAAAGCUUCCAGUUGAUUACUAUUGGAACACAAAAGCCUGGAUGCAG
Messenger RNA from Entrophospora candida, 262 nucleotides. NCBI's taxonomy places the organism in Eukaryota, Fungi, Glomeromycota, Glomeromycetes, Entrophosporales, Entrophosporaceae. The record is from the annotation of a GenBank genome assembly.